AGUAGUACAUCCUACAAACCUUACGUGGAGACAGUACAGACAGUCCCUCAACCAGUAACCAGCAAGGAUGGCGAUCGCCGGUCAAGACGUUUUGACGCAUUCUUUUCUAUUGUUUUUGAUAUAUUCUUUUAUCGACUCAGCUACGCCUGCAAAUUUUGACUAUGACUUUGUGACAUGUGGAUCAGCUCUAAAAAUAAAGAACUCUGCUCACAAUGUGCGGCUACACUCGCAUGAUGUCAAAUAUGGCUCUGGCAGUGGACAACAGUCUGUCACGGGUGUGGACUCGUCUGAUGACCACAACAGUUACUGGCAGGUGCGGGCCAAGACUGGUGCUACUUGUUCCCGGGGGUCGCCGGUCAAGUGCGGCCAGUCGGUCCGACUAACCCACGUGGCCACCAAGAGGAACCUGCACAGCCACCACUUCCAGUCCCCGCUCUCUCACAACUUGGAGGUCAGCGCUUUUGGCGAGGCCGGGGAAGGGGAUGAAGGAGACAACUGGGUGAUCGUGUGCAGCUCCAAGUACUGGAGCCGGAACGACAGAGUGCGCAUCAAGCACGUCACCACCGAGUACUUUCUACAUGUGAGCGGAGACACGUACGGACGCCCCAUCCACGGGCAAAGGGAGAUCAGCGCCUACCCAUCGGCCAACGAUCUCAACUACUGGCAGGCGGCUGAGGGGAUCUACGUCAAACCCACGGAAACGAAAUCUGGGACGGCUGCCUCGUCAGACGAUGAUGAGGACGGCCCGCUGCAUGAUGAAUUUUAAUGUCUGAGGGUGUGGGUCGUACUGCGGUUUUUUAAAGAAAAUAUUUAUUGAUGUUUUGAUGCUGGGAUAAAUGUCUGUAUGAAAUGUGUCUUUAGAAGUUGUGAGGAAGGAAAAAGUGUAAUGAAAUUAGUGUGAAAGUAGUCUAUUUAAAAAUGUUUUUUUGUGUGUGUGUGCUAAUGUGCGUGCGUAUGUGAGUUCUUGUAUGUGUGAGUGUGUGUGAUUUGGUGUGAGUGACUGAGUGAGUGUGUGUCUGUGAUUUGGUGUAAAUGAGUUUGUGUGUCUUUGUGUUUUUAAUGAGAGAAAAGGACAUAGGUCUGUUACAUUUGUCUCUAUUUUUUAUUAUAACCAAGUACAGUAUAUAUAUAUAGUCGUCCAAUCUUUUGUGUUUUGACCGAUGAUUUUGAAGUAGUAUAAAUAGAAUCAGAAUAGCUUUGCAACUGCGGUAGACAUAGGGGAAGUGAACUGCCCAAGUAGGCCUACAACUUCCGUCCCUUCAGAUCUUGACUUUCUUGAUGUGCCCCCCCCCCCCCCCCCUGGAGAGAUGUACGGGUAGUCAAUACAUUUGGAAUCAAGGAAGAGAAGUAAGGGUGUGUCCUGCCAUUUGACGAGUGUGAGUUAGACAAAAAGAUGUCAAUAACGCUGAACAAGCAGAAAUGGCUUACCAGGUAUUCAGAUGUAUAAAGCCCAAAAUUGAAACUUUUUUUUUCGUAGUAGUUUCUUAGUUGUUGUGGCAGCUGCAUAUUGUUGAGUCGAGAAAUAUUUUGUCAAAAUUCAAAUUUUAAAUGUUAAAAAGAAAGCAA
Aplysia californica (California sea hare) is the source of this 1566-nucleotide messenger RNA. RefSeq names its product stromal cell-derived factor 2. The coding region runs from base 68 to 766 and encodes 232 amino acids. The transcript has 6 exons. Lineage: Eukaryota; Metazoa; Mollusca; Gastropoda; Aplysiida; Aplysiidae. The record is from RefSeq and is a predicted model, not a curated record.